AUGCGUCCCUCACAAAAGACAUCGAGUUGCGUCAUACCUGUAUUAUCCCGCAGUGAGGUUGGUGGUGGCCUCCUUUCGCUUUUGGCUCCAACCUACCAGCCCGCGAAAUCACGAUUCUCGAAGAUGGCGCGAACCAAACAACAGGCGUGGAAGACCAAGGGGGGGGAGGGGGCGUGGUUUUCCGAACAUGAACAGCGACAAAACGCAGCCAAAAUCCCGACGAAUCCGCCGACUAUGCAAACGGACGCGGAAGUGCCAAACCCGGAAAAAUUUAACCCGAACAAGGGCGACGACUAUCCAUUGGAUCAGGAAAAGUCAACCGCACCGUAUGGAAUUGUGACACGAAAGAAAAAGGCGUUGGAACUUGCAAAUGCCAGGGCUGAGUCCGCAAAACACAGCCACUAA
This is a messenger RNA of Pochonia chlamydosporia 170, 405 nucleotides long. RefSeq lists its product as hypothetical. The record is from RefSeq and is a predicted model, not a curated record. The coding region runs from base 1 to 405 and encodes 134 amino acids. NCBI's taxonomy places the organism in Eukaryota, Fungi, Ascomycota, Sordariomycetes, Hypocreales, Clavicipitaceae. The transcript is spliced from 2 exons.